Molecule: messenger RNA, 996 nt
Organism: Lottia gigantea (owl limpet)
Lineage: Eukaryota; Metazoa; Mollusca; Gastropoda; Lottiidae
Exons: 2
Biological process (GO): positive regulation of DNA-templated transcription
Cellular component (GO): nucleoplasm; chromatin
Molecular function (GO): zinc ion binding; ubiquitin-protein transferase activity
Source: RefSeq, a predicted model, not a curated record
AUGGAAACGGUUGCAAAUACUUACAACUCUUGCAUUUUAUGUAAGAGCAGUUUGGUUGACAGGAAUUCGUACUUGAUGCCAUGCAUCCAUUCUGUUUGUGAGGCUUGUAUUAAACUGACGGAGAAAAAUGGUGCCGAGAAGAAUGGAUCUGGAGAUGGAAAUAAUUCACCGACAGUCAUAACGUGUAAAGAUUGCAAAGAAAAAUUUCAAGUAGCUGAAAUGGUUGAAAACCUUCUAACCAAGAAACCCUUGUCUGAAGCUGCAGUGCCUCCUGCAGAAGAAGUUGAAGUACACAAAUGUACUGGUUGUGAUGAUUCAAUUGAUGCCACAUCCCAUUGUGAAGAUUGUGAAGAGUGGCUUUGUGAUCAAUGUGUAUUUGCUCACAAGCGAGUCAAAAUAACAAAAGAUCACACCAUUACUAGUAAAAGUAACAACAAUACUAAAGAUGGCACUUCUAAUGAAACUGCUACCUAUUGUAAAAUCCAUAGACGUGAAAAAUAUAAUUUCUUUUGUGAAACUUGUGACAUGUUAACUUGUAGAGAUUGUCAGUUAAUGGAGCAUAAAGAACACAAAUAUCAGUUUUUGUCUGAAGCAGCAGCCGUCUAUAAGAAUCAGACUGAAAGUUUGUUGAAUAUGUUGCAUGUGAGACGAGACACUCUUCAUCAAUCGGCUUCCAAAAUUCAAGAAAAACUAGCUUACGUUAAGUCACAAAAAGAUGUGGUACGCGAUGAGGUUCAGUCACAAGCCCGAAAACUAGUGGAACACGUCAUUGAAUUUGCUAAGCAAAUCCUUCAAAAUUUGAACUUUGUUUGUGAUGCGGCUGGAAAACGGUUAGCUCAGGAAGGUGCAGAAGCCAGCUCUAUGUUACUGAAAAUAGAUCAUAUGGCAACGUUUCUAAAAUCUCUCAAAAAUGAAUCCAAUGACCUAAGUCUUUUAUACACUAAAAAGAUAAUACUCAAACAAGCUAAUCAUUUAGCUCAGUUGAACCUUGAUCUU